AUGGCGCCUUGCACGCGGGUGGUGGACAUUGAGGCGACUCCAGAGACGAUCUGGACAUACCUCGCAAACCUCGAGCAGUGGGAUCCCGACAUGAAGGCUGUCCAGGACAUCCAGGGCGGUGGAAUGGCCAAUGGAGGCUCUUUCUUGGCACAGCUCGAAGCGCUCUCGACGAGGAUCCAUUUCCGGGACGUUCAGGUGAAUCGUGAAGCAAAGUGGGGCGGCUCUGCAGCAGGUGGCUGCAUCAUUUUCGACGCCUUCUUCAAGUUGGAUCCUCUUUCGGAGUGUCAAACCCGCUUCACCUACGAGUUCCAGAUGCGGGGCUGCCUGGGCAGCCUCAUCGAUUGCUUGAAGCCACGGGCUGCGAUUGACGGCGUGGAGCAGGGUGCGGCCAACAUCAAGAGCCGCACCGAAGAGCUGCAGCGAGCAGCCAUGUAA
Molecule: messenger RNA, 435 nt
Organism: Symbiodinium natans
Lineage: Eukaryota; Dinophyceae; Suessiales; Symbiodiniaceae
Source: the annotation of a GenBank genome assembly